Molecule: messenger RNA, 1171 nt
Organism: Gamsiella multidivaricata
Lineage: Eukaryota; Fungi; Mortierellomycota; Mortierellomycetes; Mortierellales; Mortierellaceae
Exons: 3
Coding region: 90-1130 (346 amino acids)
Source: RefSeq, a predicted model, not a curated record
CACAAAAACUGGCUCCUGGAGGAACCCCUUCUGGGGCAUCACAGGCGCCGGAGACCCCAGGCUCCUCAUCCUCAUCCCCAUCCUCAUUUAUGUCCAAGUUCUAUACGCCCAUGAACCCAACCUACAUCCCACAGCCCCCUGCUCCCAUUCCCAUACCACGCUCCCAGCUCCCGUCGCAACCUCAACAGACACCAUACACAACAGCACUGGCUAAUCAAACCGCAGGGCCCUCGAUAGGGGCAAACGCCGCUCUUCUACUAGCCAAUUUGACCACAAUCCCCGGCUUCCUCUCCGAGGCAGCCAUUCAGGAGGCACGCCUAGAGUACUCCAAGAAACAGUCUAUCACACCGUUUACAGCACCCGUUCUAUCUUCGUAUUCCCAUGAGCAUGCACCAAAUCUGGUCUCGCAACCUUUUCAAUCGCACCCUACUCAGUAUCACCAGGUCCCAGUACAAGGAUAUCACUCAGAUGCGCCGCUCCCACAUCCGGAUUCAAAUCCUCAAACUGCAUCAAGCGCCAACACUUCUUCUGAUCGAAACGCAUCGAUUGGAGUCCUACUGAAGGAAUUGCAGCAAUCAGAAUCUCCCUCUUCAUCAAAGCCAUUAGCGGCACCAACAAGUUCUCUUCCAACAACCAUGCCGGCGCCAGCACCGUCUCUGCCAAAACCAUUGCCUGAGCCUCAAACACCAGAGGAUUAUAGUAGCGGCAAGAUCACACCACAGCUGCUUAAGCGGUUAGCUGCAAUUUCUGAGAACGAUGCCCAGCAAGGCGGCACUCUCUUGAAUGAGAUCAAAAGGUUAAAAGAGCGACAGUUAAAGACAGAGAGGUCACUAUUCGAGAGUCGACAGGCCGUGCUGGCAAGACAGAAACAAGAGCUCGUAAAGCUGCAGGCCAGCGAAAUCAUGGGCGUGGAUAUUACCAGCCAGCUCCGAAAGAUCAAGGCCGAACAUCAUGCGGAAUUGAAGCAGUUCGACAAGAAUGUGAUCCGACAAAUGGAUAGGGAGAUUGCGAAUGCGCAGGGGGGCUUAGCAAAGGCAGGGGUACCGAUGAUGUUGCAAACGCAAGAUCCGGUCAUGAUCGCAGCACAGAUCAAGGUCUUGAGGUUGUUGGAGGACAUGUUGCAGACUUGACGUAGAAGCGAUAACGGGAAUAGAAAUAAAAAACAAUAACC